Molecule: messenger RNA, 1099 nt
Organism: Cyprinodon tularosa
Lineage: Eukaryota; Metazoa; Chordata; Actinopteri; Cyprinodontiformes; Cyprinodontidae
Product: zinc finger protein 239-like
Exons: 2
Coding region: 22-1002 (326 amino acids)
Cellular component (GO): nucleus
Source: RefSeq, a predicted model, not a curated record
GAGAGCAGAAGCAGCAGCAACAUGGACAGCACUGAGGAGCAGAACCAGGAGCAGAACCAGGAGCAGGGAGUCUCCUCCUCAGCUCCCAGUCAGCAGCAGAAACGUAAAAAGAAAAGUGGAGCAACGCCCCAUUGCUGUAAACUCUGUGGUAAAGCCUUCCAAUCAGCCCAGAGGCUGAAGGCCCACCAGGUUGUUCACAGCGAGGAGAAACCCUACACCUGCACUGACUGUGGCUCCUCAUUCAAACAGCUGAUGGGGCUAAAAAUCCACCAGCGUAUUCACACCGGAGAGAAACCGUACAGCUGUGAUGAGUGUGGAGUUUCAUUCCCAUACCUAAACUCUCUGCAGAGUCACAAGAGGAUCCACACAGGAGAAAAACCUUACAAGUGUGACGAUUGUGGGAAAUCUUUUAGAGUCUCGAGUGCCCUGACCACCCAUAGACGGAUACACACUGGGGAGAAGCCAUACGCCUGUGACCUGUGUGGGAAAAGUUAUUCCAUUUUAUUGGGUCUGCAACAACACCGGCGCAGUCACACCGGAGAGAAACCCUACGCCUGUUCCAAGUGCGACAAAACGUUCAUGGGUAGCCCGGGUCUGAAGAUGCAUAUGUAUAGCCACCUGGAUGUGAAACCGUUCCAAUGUGAGCAGUGUGAUGCAGCCUUUAGUAAUCCAAAGUCUCUGAAACUCCACCAGCGUGAUCACUCUGGGUACCAGUGCGACAAGUGCGGAGCCUUGUUUCCCACGGCGCUGAUCCGAUCCAAUCAUAGACGCAGUCACAAAUGGAUUGAUAGUCUGCAGAGCAGCAGUCAUUUCAUGAAGAUGAAGAUGUCGAUGGCAGCCAUGUUUCCAGUGAAGAGUGAAGCAGCAGCAGCUGGAGCGAGUCGUCCUGCUGGGAUCCUUGAUCAGCGCGGCUCUGCUGGGUCCACUGCUUCCCCUUUGCUCCAGCUGGAGAUUAAACCUGAAGUUAAACUGGAGAAAGACGCCAUUGGAGGACAUCAGUGACGUCAUCUCUUCAUUACAAUGAUGCUGUUUUCAUUUUCAUCAUUAAUGUGUCUUUUGUUCUUCCUCCAUGGAUUAAAUAAAUGUUAAUGCAUUUAAA